AUGGUGGGAGGUGUCGGUCUCCUAUUGGGUGGUUUGAGGCAUUUGAGGGUUCGCCCAUGGAGAACAUAUUUGUUGAGAGAGUUAGUGGAUAGGGUGAAGCUUACUCAGGAAAAGUUUCUAGCAGCUCAAAUUAGACAGAAGAUGUAUGCGGACCGAAAGGUUCGAGAUUUAGAGUUUGAGGUGGACGAGCAGGCCAGUCCGAUGGGUGUCAUGCGAUUUGGGAAGAGGGGCAAGUUGAAUCCGGGGUAUCUUAGCCCAUUUGAGAUCAUCCGUAGAGUUGGAGAUGUUGCUUAUGAGUUGGCCUUGCCACCAGGCCAGUCCGGUGUUCAUCCGGUCUUUCAUUUGUCUGUGUUGGAGAAAUACCAUUCUGAUGGUACUUACAUUGUCUAUUGGGAUUCAGUGUUGCUCGACGAGAAUCUGACCUAUGAAGAGGAGCCGAUAACGAUCUUGGAUAGGCAGGUUUGGAUGUUAAGGUCCAAGUAG
Molecule: messenger RNA, 483 nt
Organism: Lycium barbarum (goji berry)
Lineage: Eukaryota; Viridiplantae; Streptophyta; Magnoliopsida; Solanales; Solanaceae
Exons: 2
Coding region: 1-483 (160 amino acids)
Source: RefSeq, a predicted model, not a curated record